This is a messenger RNA of Ambispora leptoticha, 153 nucleotides long. Lineage: Eukaryota; Fungi; Glomeromycota; Glomeromycetes; Archaeosporales; Ambisporaceae. The record is from the annotation of a GenBank genome assembly.
GCGCUUGAUUUUCUCAAAAAGUCUGAUAAUUUUCCCAAGGCAAAAAAGUGGCUUCAGAGUAUUGAAUGUGAAUUAAACUUUACAUAUCAGAUAUCAAAAAAAGACGAACAUGCAUCGCUACCUCCUGAUCGACCAAUAAGGGUUCAAGAUCAG